Notodromas monacha is the source of this 1685-nucleotide messenger RNA. Lineage: Eukaryota; Metazoa; Arthropoda; Ostracoda; Podocopida; Cyprididae. The record is from the annotation of a GenBank genome assembly.
GUGUUUUGUUCGAAGAAACCCCUUGAAAGCUAAAAAAAAAAUAGAGAAUCCUGUGACAGUGCCGCAAAACCUUGUCAAGGGAUUAUGCAAGUUUAUAAUCCCUUCCGUUACACACAGUUAUUCUGAAAUCUGAUGGCAUGAUGGGGAUCUUUUUUGUUUCUUUAUUUCUGUUGAUGAUUCCGAGCUUGGCAUUUGCGCAGGAUAAUGUUGGAUUAGAAAGUGUACAAAUACCUCCUGGUUUACUUCCUGCGAGACUCGAGUCAGCUGGGGCAGCUGUGGAAAGCAAUGAUGGAGUGAAUUAUGGCGGGUGUUCAGAGAAUGAUAUUCCAGUGGUCGAUAAUGGGAUAUUACAGGCUGCUGACCGAGCUUUGGCUUCUUCUGGAGAGCUUUCGUAUCAGUGCUUGGCAGGAUUUCAAAAUGAUCAAGGGGACAAAUGGACUGUAAAAGUUUCUUGCCAAUUCGAUCCCGUUUCAGCGAGUUAUGUUUGGAACGCGAAUGGGGCAUGUGUUCCUCAACAAGAUGAAGCGAAGUGCGACACAGUUCCAGUUGCUCCAGCGAAUGCCCAGUUGCCGGAAAUGGAUUCCUUGGGUGGCUUGUUGAAAUUUGUAUCCGGUGCAAAGGUUUACUUCGACUGUGUGGACAAGUUUUCGACGUCGGCGGGAGACGGAGUGACGCCUCCGUAUUCUGAAUGUCUGCGCGACGGCUCUUGGUCGCCUGUUCAGCACGAGUGCGUUCUUGCUCAACGGAUCCAGCUUGAUGAGGCUGCCAAGAAGGAAGAAAUGGCAAAGACUGAGAAAGAGAAACAUGCGAGAUUCUUUCAUGCCGAUGAUCCCGCGGGAGCAGAAGCGGAAACUGAUGCCGAACGAUUUGAACACGAUGCGAUCAUUGACCGAUUUGUGCACUUGACCAAUGCCAAAGGUUUACCGCACAAUGAAGAACUGCACAGGCUGGUUCAUCAUGGGCCAGCUGCUGCGAUUGAUGGUGGGGACAUCGAGAACGAUUUUCCCGCGGACGCUGAAUUCGUUGCUAUGGCACCUGGUGGACCUGACGUGCAGCAACCAUUAAUGGAAGACAAGGAAAAGCUGAGACGGGAAGAACGAACUUUGUUGGCGUUGCUGAAGAAACAGGACGAAGUUCUGCAUCCGGAGCGAAAAAAGCGACGUGGCUCGGACAAGAAACGAAAAACGAAACCCAAGUCGAAAAAAGCGACGGUCCGCAAGAUGGAGGAGCACAAAGUUGAUUACACUGAUUCCCAGUGGGCAGAUAUUGAAGGCGAUGGCCCAAAACCUGGCUAUCACGUUGCAGUGAGAAACACGGACGGUCGAUUUGAAAUGAUGCCUAAUAAUCCGAAAAGGUUGCAUGCUUACCAUUCGACGGUCAAGGCAGACAUUGAUCGGAAGAUUAGACGAAUGCAUCAACUUGGUGGAGACGAUCGGGAAGUGAAGACUCCGAGACCCAGACAAGACCAUAACCCGUACUAUGUUUUGUUCCUUGUCCUUGGCACCUUUUUGACAAUGGUGAGCGGUGCAGGAUGUCUCAUCAACCACUACGGACUGCUGGACCUUGACUCAAGCGGAGACGAGUGUCCUCCGAUGCCCAAGUGCAAGUCAGUGAAACGUGAGCAGGCACCAGAGUCAGGAGAUCAGGAAGAGGAUUGUGGGAAACCCUGGUGGGAAUUCUGCUGA